UGGAAUUUCUCAUCUGGCUGAGAAGGGCAUUUUAACUUUCUCCUCUUUCCCUGCGCACUUCAUUUCCACUCUCAUGCACCCUGCCUGCGCGCUCUCCUCUCUCCCCUCCUUUUUCUGAGGCUAUGCACCGUUUUCUUUGGCAUCCCGCUCCUGUGUGCGAGCCAAGGGAAGGCAGCUCUCUCCUGGGACACUCCUAACUAUCUCCGUCCCUCUAUCACACACAUUCUCGUUUUCUCUUCAGGAUCAUUCUGAAGCAUGCAGGACACUUUGCUCCUGUCUGCAGAAGGGAUGGAGCCUAAUUUGCUUGCACAGGCUAAUGAGCUUAGCCUGUGCUGAGCAGCUUUUAGCCUGCAGGUUGUUGUGGUGGGCACUGGUUAGCCCUAGUGGUUAGUUAGAGGAACCAGAGAGGAUCUCAGAAGAGGCAGAGCUGCAGCUUCACCACUUACCAGGACCAACUUCACUUGCGCAGACACUUUGGAUAGGACGUCUCUAUCUACUGUCUCCCCUCCCUCUCGCCUUUACCUCUCUCUGAAGCUACCUGACUCCCCUCUGUCUCCCUCUCUGACUGUCCCGGAGGACUGAACAACUGCUUUUGUUGCUGUAUCACCUCUUAGGCAGCUGCGUCUCUUUUCAUCUUUCUUCCCUGAUUUCCUGACUAACCCUCUCCCCCUGAAUUUAUUGCCAACAUGUACCGGAACCCGUGGAUCUCAAAUUACCUGAUCCAUGUCAAGUUUUGCAGCCAAGGACUUGGGAGUGAGACCCCAAUUAAACUGAGCAACCCCAGAUUGCUACAGAAGAGAGCUUUGAGCUUCCAGAAAGAAUUCACCUUCGACGAAAAAGACGACCCAGCUAAAAGCAAAGAUAUAGAUGUUAGUGUCUUGGCCAACCUCCCAAAAGUCUCUGAAUUGAGGAAACGAUUUGAAGGCAUCACCACAAGCUCAAGUGACUGGAAAAUGAACAGCAGAAAGGAGCGUAUCGCUCGGCGGUUGGAGGGCAUCGAUGCUGAGGUGCAUCCGUCCCUGCUGCCUAGCCUGGUGGUUAACCGGCUUCUGGAGGAGGACACACCCCGAUACACCAGGGCCUCUGAUCCCUGUGAGCCCUGUGGUGUUACAGUCCAGCGGUACAGCAUGGAGGCAUUGGAAAGCCCAGAGUCGCAGCCGAAGGCUCCAGAGCGACAGUCUAGAGCUCGGUGCAGACCUGACCCCCCGACCUCCAUCCUCCCAGAGCCUGUCCACACUUCAGACUCCACCACCAUUAACCCUGAGACUGAGUCUAAGGUUGAACGCAUCGCACGCUACAAGGCGGAGCGGCGCCGGCAGCUUGCCGAGCGCUACGGCAUCUCUUUAGAUCAGGAGCCAGACGUGGAGCCACCUCCCCGCUCCACUCGUACACGGAAGGAGUUGGAAGGCUCAGAGAGGCGUAUCCGAGCGGAAUCAGUGGGGGAAGAAGGGAGGGACAUCACCCUGAGUUCUUACAAUAGCACCUCUGUCACGAGCCCAAGGGCGGGACACACGGCACCACAGCAGAGUCAACCAGACCCGGGUUACGAGGUGAAUCGGACCAGAGUGGACUCGCUGUCUGAGAGGGAGAGGCUGAUGAACCUGGAGAAUCAACGCAGAGCUGCUCCUCCUGAGCUGCCGUCCUCCUCCUCAUACAUGGAUGUGACAUCAAUGUCUUCAACUGCCACGGUGCCCGCCAAAGACUCUUCAGUCACAGGGAUGCCACCCAAUUCACCCAAGGCAAGCCGGCACUCAUCCCUCUCCUCACCUAAACAUGCCGUGUCCACUGGGGACCAAUUCAUCGAGCAGCCGAGCCACACCAUCCUCACCAGACAUGGAAUCAGAGUUAGGGAGAGGAUUGCCAGGGAGGACCGUCAGAGGAGCCCAGAGCCUGGAAACGUUACAGAAGCUCCAGUGCACCGCAGACACCAGACCCAAACAUCUACACGCUCCAAUACAGACCCCCCGCAAAUGUACUCCCAUCCCCACCAUCAACCCCGGGCUCAGCUCGCCCGACCUGGGCCACCAGGAGGACAGGAAGUUGGCGGUAACCACAGUUACCUGUCCAUGGCUUCUGGUCCCACAGCAGGGCAGGAUCAGCAACAACUGCCCCAGGAGGAAGAGACGGAGGGUCUUCUGAGGAGCCGGAAAGCAGUGCUGCCCUCGGACAUCCGCCGCAGGGAGAGGAGCACUGAGGACCCCCGGAGAGGAAGGUGGGAAGAAGAGAUAGGGAUGUCCAGGGCACAGAGUCUUAACCAGGCAAGGAAGGCUGAGGCAGAGGAUCCUACAAGAGGAAGACACAGAACCAGGGCCGAAACAGAACACACUUCACAUCUGCAAGCCUCAGAGAGAAGGCAUAGAGAGCGGGACAAUGCCGUUGAUAUUCAGAAAGGGGUAGCGACCACCCAGAUCCAGCCAAGAGCAGCACAUACAGACCCAGGAAGCCCCCCCUCCAGCCGCUCGAUGUCAGAUGCUGGGGUUUCCAGAGGUAUCACUCUGAGGAACCAGCAGCAUCGCAACCCCCCUGAGGUUAGGGAGGGGGAUGGUUCCAGUAACCAAGAGGGUCACCGGGACAGCCGAGUGUCUGUGGCCCAGCUCAGACAUUCCUACAUUGAGAACACCACCACCCCUCCAACCAGCCGCAGAAAUAAGCUCCCCUCCAGUGAGGUUGAAGGGGACAGUGCACUCACAGGCCACGGGGCCCCAUGGAGAGGUGAGAGGGGCAGGGAGCGCAGGCCCCGGCAGUAUAUCAAUCCCGGGGAGAGUAGAAAGACCUCAGAGAGGUUUAGGACGCAGCCCAUCACUUCUGCUGAACGCCAGGACACUGAUAGGUCCUGUGUGAGUUCAGAUCUUCCUCCCAUUGAAGCUGAGGAUGAGAAGCUAGAUGAGCGGGCCAAGCUGAGUGUAGCAGCCAAGCGCUCUCUCUUCAGGGAACUCGAGAAGAGCAUUGAUGGCGGAGCUCCUAAGCAUCGAUCCAGGAAUGCAGCGGUGGACAGGAGACUAAGACGGACACAAGAUCGAUCCAGAACGCAGCCUGUCACCACUGAGGAAGUUGUCAUCGCCGCCACCGUCCCCACUCACGUGCCACACACGGUGACUGUACACACUGCUGUGGCACGCGUCCCUAGCCCCACCCUAGUUUGCAGCACUGUCCCACCAUACAGCCUGCAGGCAUCCAUGCAGCAGAGCAACACGGCCCGGGAGCAGGCACGGGAGCAGGCACGGGAGGCCCGGCAGGUGCAGGAGAUGCAGGAGGUCCAGGCUUCAAAGCCAGUGUCCACAGUGGAGGGAACGGGCCAGAGUCAGGGUCAGGACGAGCCUGACCUCUGCACCCUCAGCCUGGCAGAAAAGAUGGCACUGUUCAACAGACUGUCUCAGCCUCCCAUCAGGGUGACCCGCAUCAGAGGGGACACACGCAAUCGCAGGGCCAACGCUCGCUACCAGACACAACCCAUCACCCUGGGAGAUAUGGAGCAGCUUCAUAACGGAACAGGCUCUCGGCUCCCUACUUCAUCCUCCUCCUCUGCUCUGAGAGAAGGCACAGUCUCCACUGACCAUGCCGGAGACAUCCACAUAACCAGAGCAGCAGCCCGGGUUGAACCCCUCCCUCCCAGCUCUGACCGGUCCCUGCCCCCUCACAACCCAGAUGCACCCUCAUGGAGGUCCCAGGAAGUCACGGACCACCAGAGGUACCAAAACGUCCCCCAGGGAGAAGCUGGCACUUAUCUUGGAGGAGGGAAGAGGAAACUACCCUCUCCUGAGGGAGUGGUCAGGCAGGCCGCUCUGCCCCAGCCUCAGAGUGGCAGAGAGAGGAGGGAGGAGGUGGUGGUGGAGAAGGGGGAGGAGCAGUGGCCUGCCGGAGGGUGGGGGGACGUGCAGAGCUCAGAGAGUUACAUGCUCCAGGAGAGGCAGGAGGAGUAUCUGAGGGAGGAAGAACACUACCCAGAGAGUCGGAGGAGCAGGGCCGUCAGUAGAGAUCUGCCGGAGUCUGCAGUGGUAACAUCCAGAGCAGCAUCUGGCUCGCCCAGGAAUCUGUAUCAGCUUCCAGACACACACACAGACGAUCUGUAUCAGCCUGACGAGGGAGAUGAACUGAGCAACAUGAUGAUGGCCAGACAAAUGUCCAUCAAAGAGAGAGUGGCCUUGUUGAAGAAGAGUGGCGCGGAUGACUGGAGGAACAGGAUCAAUAGGAAGCAGGAUGUGAUGAAGGGCGACGUGGGCGAACAGCAGGCUCAGCUCUGGGAGGAGGAGCAGAGCUACAAGAAGGACGAUGAAGAACUGAUGAUGAUCGAUGAGUUUGCUGUGUCCGACCAGCUCUGGGAUCCGCUCUUUGCCUCUACUUUCUCUCCUCCACCUGAGCCUCGUUUACAUACUCCUUCCCCUGAUGAGUCAGCAAGCCAGAGAAUAGCUGAUUCUGAGACGGAGAGCCAGGGGAGCGAUGCGCACAUGUCCAUCCAGGAGAGGAAGCUGCUGAUAGUAGCCCAAGAGGAGGCCUGGAAGAUGAAAGGCCACGGAGCCGCCAACGACUCCACCCAGUUCACUGUGGCUGCACGCAUGGUGAAGAAAGGGUUGGCUGCCCCCUCAGCCCUCCAGUCCCUAGUGACCUCCAAACCCAAGAACAGCAGCCUUGCCAUCUCCAAACCACAGGAGGACAUGGAGGAGAUGUCUGAUUAUGAAGAGAUCAAGGCCGUCCCAGAUCUGAACCUGGAGACAGACUUGAAGCUGGAUAAACUGGAAUCAUUCUUAGGCAAGCUCAACAGUAAAGCAUUUGGACUGCCAGAAUCAACCAUCACAGUCACUCAGAAGAAGGUUAAGGCAGUGAUGUCCCUUGAGGAUGAAACUUUUUCCAAGUUCUACCGCCAAGUAGAGGAAGUCCCCGCCAAUACCAACAAGGUGGAGAUAUAUGACGACUUUGAUGCCAUCUUCGGCCCCCAGGUCCCAAAACUGGCGUCAGAGAUGGUGCAGCACAGACGAGCUGUGCGCCCGACACGUAACGUCCAGUCAUCUAGGAACCCUCUGAAGAUGCUGGCUGCCAGGCAGGACAUCAGACACGAGUACACAGAGCAGAGGCUCAACAUCGGCUUGCUGGAAAGCAAGAGGAUGAAGACUGAAAAGAUGAAUAAGAAUUCUGGUUUCUCUGAUGUGGCUCUGGCUGGACUGGCCAGCAAGGAGAACUUCAGCAGUGUCAACCUGCGCAGCGUCAACAUCUCUGAGCAGAUGUCCAACAACAGCGCCGUGCCUUACAAGAAGCUCAUGCUCUUACAGGUCAAAGGCCGACGGCAUGUCCAGACCAGGCUGGUGGAGCCCAGAGCGUCCUCCCUGAACAGCGGAGAUUGUUUCCUACUCAUCACACCUCACCACUGCUUCAUCUGGACUGGAGAGUUUGCCAACGUCAUAGAGAAGAACAAGGCUUCAGAGUUGUCAAACUUCAUCCAGAGAAAGAGAGAUUUAGGGUGCAGAGCUAACUAUGUCCAGGUCAUCGAGGAGUGCGUCAGCACAAACAGCCAUACUGCCAAGGAUUUCUGGAAGAUUCUGGGAGGGCAGUCCAAUUAUCAGUCUGCUGGGACGCCAGAUGAAGACGAGCUGUACGAGAGUGCCGUUGUUGAGACAAACUGUAUCUAUCGCCUGAUGGAUGACAAAUUGGUCCCAGAUGAUGACUUUUGGGCCAAAGUGCCUCGCUGUUCCCUGCUGAACCCAAAGGAGGUCUUGGUGUUUGACUUUGGCAGUGAGAUGUAUAUAUGGCAUGGAAAGGAAGUGACGCUGGCACAGAGGAAGGUGGCCUUCCAGCUGGCGAAGCACCUGUGGAACGGCACGUUCGACUACACAAACUGUGACAUCAACCCGCUCGACCCGGGAGAGUGCAACACACUUAUACCUAAGAAAGGCCAGGGCCGACCUGACUGGGCCGUGUUCGGCAGACUGACUCAACACAAUGAAACCACCCUUUUCAAAGAGAAGUUCCUUGACUGGAGCGACUCCAAGAAAACACCAAGCCCGACAAGAAACAACGACCACAACGCCGAUCAAAAGGAGCAGUCUGCCUCUGAUCAGCGCCGUGCGUACGACGCCUCUCUGAUGCUGCCUCUGCUCCAGGUGCCCGUCUCCACCAAACUGGACGGGUUCAGUGUGGGGCGUGGCUAUGGCCUGGUGAAGGCAGAGGAGUGGAGGAGCUACGAGAUCAACACGCUGGCGGUGGAGGUGUGGCACAUCCUGGAGUUCGACUACAGCCGCAUACCGCUCCAGAGCAUCGGCCAGUUUCACGAGGGUGACACAUACGUAAUGAAGUGGAAGUACAUGGUCAGCACUGCAGUUGGGAGGAGACAGAAACCGGAUCAGCAGAAGACGGCGGGGGCCGGAAAGGAGAAGUGCUGCUACUUCUUCUGGCAGGGCCGCAACUCCACCGUCAGCGAGAAAGGAACCUCGGCGCUGAUGACGGUGGAGCUGGACGAGGAGCGGGGAGCACAGGUUCAGGUGCAGCAGGGUAAGGAGCCUCCGUGUUUCCUGCAGUGCUUCAAAGGAGGGAUGGUCGUCCACUCAGGGAGGAGAGAAGAAGAGGAAAACUCACAGAGUGACUGGCGUCUGUACACUGUGCGCGGGGAGGCGGAGGUGGAGGGCCACCUGCUGGAGGUGGCCUGUCACUGCAGCAGCCUGCGCUCCAGGGUCUCCAUGGUGAUGCUGAGUGUUAGCCAGGCCCUCAUCUACCUGUGGCACGGCUGCAAGUCUCAGACACACUCAAAGGAGGUGGCACGUACCGCCGCUAACAAAAUGAAAGAAAACUGUCCUCUGGAAACAGGCCUCCACAGCAGCAGCAAGGUGACCAUACGGGAAUGUGAAGAGGGAGCGGAGCCCACGGGAUUCUGGGAAGCCCUCGGCAGGAGGGACAGGAAAGCAUACGACUGCAUGCUGCAAGACCCCGGGAGGUUUAACUUCUCUCCUCGUCUGUACCAGCUGAGCAGCAGCUCAGGGGAGUUUGCAGCUGUGGAGUUCCUUUACCCUGCCAGAGACCCCAAGCUGGUCAACUCUAUGCCUUUCCUGCAGGAGGACCUCUAUUCAGACUCUCAGCCAGCCUUGUUCCUGGUGGACAAUCACCAUGAAGUGUACCUGUGGCAGGGCUGGUGGCCUCAGGACAGUGAAAGCACCGGCUCAGCCCGAAUCCGCUGGGACUCUGACAGGAAGUGUGCCAUGGAGACGGUGCUGCAGUACUGCAGAGAAAAGAAUGAGAAGAAGCCUCCCAAAGCAUAUCUGAUCCACGCCGGUCUGGAGCCGCUCACCUUCACCAACAUGUUCCCCAGCUGGGAGCACAGAGAGGACAUCGCUGAGAUCACUGAGAGGGAGGCUGAGGUGUGUAACCAGAUCAUCCUGGUGGAGGAUGUGUUAGCCAGGCUGUGUAAGACCAAAUACCCGCUGGCAGAGGUUCUGGCCCGGCCGCUGCCUGAGGGCGUGGACCCUCUGCGCCUCGAGGUCUACCUCUCUGAUGAAGACUUCGAGGGUUCAGGGGCUCAUGGGAAGAAAGCCCUGGACAUGAACAGGAUGGAGUAUGGGGCUUUGCCCGGCUGGAAGCAGGUGAAUGUGAAGAAAUCCAAAGGACUUUUCUAAACGGUUGAUGACCUGAAGACAGGAAGUUGUUCUCCUCUCAUGUAACGGAGGGUCGAGGAGGGACUGAGGGAGCAGUGAAGGUAUGGAAGAAGGAUAAGUGAACAAGAGAAGGGCCCGCUUCCCCUGCUGCACAUUCACUUCCAUCUUGGUAUUUUGGUUGUAUAGGUAUGAGACUCAUGUAGGCGGAUGCACCUCUGAGUGAUUGCUCUUUUCUAAAGUCACUCUCAUGAAGCUAAAGCCUCAAAUGACGUCCAUAGGCAGAGAGUGCAAGGCCUUUUAAUUGAAUUUAAUGUCAAUGUAUGUAGAUAUGUACCAUAUGCAGAACAGCCCAGUGCCCUUACAUUGUGAGAGCAGGCCUGUCAGCCUGUUCAACACACACUUCUCUGUUUAAUCUCUAUGUAUGUUUGUGAAUUGCAAAUAAUUUAUAUUUAUCAAAUUCAUAUAGGAAUUUUUUUUAAAGCUUCCUGAAUAUUCACUGAGCUGAAAAUGAUUGAAUAAACUGUAUUGUGAAUGUUGAAAAGCUUUGUGUCAUAUGUUGAUAAAUACUGGAUAUUACAGAAUUAUCUCGUGCUGUACAGAUCACCAUUUGCCAUUUACAAAUCAAAUGAUGCUUUAUUAUUAUAGUGUCACUAUUGUUUCAGUUCCAAGAGAGUAUACAUGCUUGAUAAGCGGCAGAGAUAGAGGGAUGUUGAAAUGUAUGUGAUUUUUAAACCCUGCAGUGUAUAGUGCCUUGCUUUGUGUACAGUUUAUAUAAAGUUCCUAGUCUGCAUUUUGAAGACUUUUUGUGAUAUAAAUAAAUAUUAAACAAAUAAACUCUAAAAGUCAGAA
Gymnodraco acuticeps is the source of this 8423-nucleotide messenger RNA. It is a transcript of the gene svila, whose product is annotated as supervillin a. Gene Ontology annotation, cellular component: cytoplasm; actin cytoskeleton. Bases 687 to 7595 code for a protein of 2302 amino acids. Gene Ontology annotation, molecular function: actin filament binding; phosphatidylinositol-4,5-bisphosphate binding. The record is from RefSeq and is a predicted model, not a curated record. The transcript has 41 exons. NCBI's taxonomy places the organism in Eukaryota, Metazoa, Chordata, Actinopteri, Perciformes, Bathydraconidae. Gene Ontology annotation, biological process: cytoskeleton organization; actin polymerization or depolymerization; barbed-end actin filament capping.